Messenger RNA from Haliaeetus leucocephalus (bald eagle), 3057 nucleotides. RefSeq names its product solute carrier family 34 (type II sodium/phosphate cotransporter), member 1 (gene SLC34A1). The transcript is spliced from 13 exons. The record is from RefSeq and is a predicted model, not a curated record. Gene Ontology annotation, cellular component: brush border; apical plasma membrane; vesicle. The coding region runs from base 7 to 3057 and encodes 1016 amino acids. NCBI's taxonomy places the organism in Eukaryota, Metazoa, Chordata, Aves, Accipitriformes, Accipitridae. Gene Ontology annotation, molecular function: adrenergic receptor activity; sodium:phosphate symporter activity. Gene Ontology annotation, biological process: intracellular phosphate ion homeostasis; sodium-dependent phosphate transport; G protein-coupled receptor signaling pathway.
GGAGCGAUGCUGCCCUACCGGAGGGAGAGCCCAGCCCUGCCCCGCUGCCCGGUGCGGGGAGGAAGGGUGGUGCACGGGCCCCAGUUCGCCUACUGUCCUAGCCCCCAAGCUCUGCACCGGCUGCCGGGUGCCCACACCUGCCCCUUCACCGUCGGUGCGGUGCCUUGCCCUGACCAUGGCUUCCCCUGCCCCGGCUCCCCCGGGCGCCUGGGCGAGGGCAGGGAGCGGUACGAGCUGGAUACGCUGCCCUGGCAGGGGCCCCGGCUGGGCUUGGAUGAGCUGCAGAAGCCAGAGCUGGGGUGCUGGGCCAGAGUCCAGUCCAUCUGUGUCUCCCUUCUCAAGGUGCCCCUGAUGUUCGGGUUCCUGUACCUCUUCGUGUGCUCCCUGGACGUGCUCAGCUCUGCCUUCCAGCUGGCCGGAGGCAAGGUGGCUGGGGACAUCUUCAAGGACAACGCCAUCCUCUCUAACCCAGUGGCUGGGCUGGUGGUGGGGAUCCUGGUGACCGUGCUGGUGCAGAGCUCCUCCACCUCCACAUCCAUCAUCGUCAGCAUGGUCUCCUCGGGGCUGCUGGAGGUGCGUUCUGCCAUCCCCAUCAUCAUGGGCUCCAACAUCGGCACCUCCGUCACCAACACCAUUGUGGCCCUCAUGCAGGCUGGUGACCGCAGUGAGUUCAAACGGGCCUUUGCCGGCGCCACAGUGCAUGACUGCUUCAACUGGCUGUCAGUGCUGGUCCUGCUGCCGCUGGAGGUGGUGAGCGGGUACCUGCACCACGUCACCCGCCUGGUCGUAGCCACCUUCAACAUCCGCAGUGGGAAGGAUGCCCCCGACCUGCUGAAGAUCAUCACAGAGCCCUUCACCAAGCUUAUCAUCCAGCUGGACAAGUCGGUGAUCACGGGCAUUGCAAUGGGGGAUGAGAGCCUGCGCAAUCGGAGCCUCAUCCGCGUCUGGUGUGGCCUCACACCCCCACAGGUGAGGGGCCCGUGGCCCUGCUGGGUCUACCAAAUGAUCGCACGGAGGAGCCUCCACAACAUUACCAGGCAGAAGUGCGAGCACCUCUUCACUGACACACCGCUGCCUGACCUGGCUGUGGGGCUGGUGCUGCUGGCUGGGUCCCUCAUCGUGCUCUGCACCUGCCUCAUCCUCCUGGUCAAACUUCUCAACUCCCUGCUCAAGGGGCAGGUGGCCAAAGCCAUCCAGAAGGUCAUCAACACUGACCUCCCGCACCCGCUCAGCUGGCUCACUGGGUACUUCGCCAUGGUGGUGGGUGCUGGGAUGACCUUCGUGGUGCAGAGCAGCUCUGUCUUCACCUCAGCCAUCACACCCCUGAUCGGCCUGGGGGUGAUCAGCAUCGAGCGUGCCUACCCACUGACCCUGGGCUCCAACAUCGGCACUACCACCACCGCUAUCCUGGCUGCCCUGGCCAGCCCAGGGGACAAGCUGGCCAGCUCCUUCCAGAUCGCCCUCUGCCACUUCUUCUUCAAUAUCUCUGGCAUCCUGCUGUGGUACCCGCUGCCUUUCACCCGCCUGCCCAUCCGCAUGGCCAAGGCACUGGGCGAGCGCACGGCCAAGUACCGCUGGUUUGCCGUGCUGUACCUCAUUGUCUGCUUCCUCCUGCUGCCCUCCCUCAUCUUCGGCAUCUCCAUGGCGGGCUGGCGGGCGCUGGUGGGGGUGGGCGCACCCUUCCUCGGCCUCCUUUUCUUCGUGGGGCUGGUGAACGCGCUGCAGGUACGCAGCCCUGGCCGCCUGCCCAAAUGGCUGCAGACCUGGGACUUCCUCCCCGCCUGGAUGCACUCGCUGCAGCCCCUAGACCGGCUUAUCACUCGGGCCACCCUCUGCUGCACUGACCGCUGCCACAGCCCUGAGGGCUGGGAGGAGCGCGAGGGUCCUCGUCCUGACAAGGCCAGGCUGGGGCUGGACAACCCCGCGCUCUCCUACCCUGAGGAGGUACCCAGCCCCGCUGUCCGGGUGGGCUCCCCUUGCCCGCCCCUGCACAGUGCCACCCGGCUCUACCUGAAGGGCUGGGCCAGCAUGGAGCCAGCCGGCACCCUCCUCAAUGCCUCCGGUAACGGCAGCGAGGCUGGCAGCGCCCCACACUCGCCUGCAGCCACAGGACUCAUCCUGCUGGCCGCCCUGGCUGUCCUGCUGGCCACGCUGGUGGGCAACGCGCUGGUGGUGGUGGCCAUCUCCACCAGCCGAGCCCUGCGGGCCCCGCAGAACCUCUUCCUGGUGUCCCUGGCCUCGGCGGACAUCCUGGUGGCCGUCCUCGUCCUGCCCUUCUCGCUGGCCAACGAGGUGAUGGGCUACUGGUAUUUUGGGGGCGUGUGGUGCAGCCUGUACCUGGCGCUGGACGUGCUGCUCUGCACCGCCUCCAUCGGGCACCUCUGUGCCAUCAGCCUCGACCGCUACUGGGCCGUCACCCGGGCAGCCCGGCUCAACCUGCGCCGCAGCCCCGGGCGGGUGAAGGGGAUGAUCGGGGCGGUUUGGGCGGCGGCGGCCCUGGUGGCACUGCCACCGCUCCUGCGGGCCCGGCCUGGGGGCCGAGAGUGCCAGCUGAGCCAGGAGACCUGGUACGUCCUGGCCUCCUGCGCCGCCUCCUUCUUCGCCCCCUGCCUCGUCAUGGUUGCCGUCUACUGCCGCAUCUACCACCUGACUGCCCGGCGGACGGCGGCCCUCCUCGCCGCUCGCUCCCCGUGCCCCGCCGGCACCUGCAAGAAGGGGCCGGGGGUCAGGAUGCCAGGCUGGCGGCACCGGAGCCAGCACCAGAGCGUGUCGUUGUGCCGGCAGCGGCUGGUGCGGGCACAGGAGCGGCGCUUCACCGUCGUGCUGGCCGUGGUGAUGGGGGCCUUCGUGCUGUGCUGGUUCCCCUUCUUCUUCACCUACAGCCUGGGGGCUGUCUGUGGGGAGGGCUGCCGCGUCUCCAAGCCUCUCUUCAGCUUCUUCUUCUGGAUCGGCUACUGCAACAGCAGCCUCAACCCCCUCAUCUACACCCUCUUCAACCGGGACUUCCGUGCCGCCUUCCGCCGGCUCCUCGCCGUCCCCCACCGUCACGGCACCUAG